AUGGAAAGUGCGUUCAGAAACAUAUUAACGAUGAACGGUUCCAAAUUUAUCUUUAAGAGAGAUUUCUUCUGGAGAACAUGGCGUGUGGUUGAAAAUAAGACGGGAAAUCGUUCAAUAAUUUGUUACAAAUGUCAAAAUUUUAUCAACGAAACUUGUCCUAAAUGCCGCAGUGGUGGAUAUUGGAUUAUUGAAGAAAAACCACCAAGGUGUCCAUAUGAAAUACUUUCAUUAAAAACAGAUCGGGAAUUAUGUAUUGUUAAUAAUGCACAAUAUUAUAAGCCAUUCGAUGUCUGUCCAUCAGUUAUAACUAUAAGAGAUUUAAGAAUAUCUUGCGGGAAUUUUAUCGAAACAAUAUGGCGUAUUACAAAGACAUACAACGUUCCUGAACGUAGUACUACUGUCAUCUGUCAAGGGCGGGAAAACUGUGAAAUAUCAACAUUAUAUUCGAUACACAAUGAUUCGAUAGUGUUUAGAAUUAUCAAUUCAACGAAUAACGUGUUUUAUUCAAGAGCAAUGAAAAGUGAUAACAAAAAUUACGUAUGUUUUAACGAUUGCGGUAUAUUUAAUCCAGUGACUAAAGAAAUUAAAAAACGGGAAGGACCAUUAAUCUAUGAUUUAUUCAAAAAUAUCAAAAAUAAGAGAGAUAGUAAAUAUGUUAAUUCUAAAAAAGAACACAAGAAAAAAAGUUCGCCAAUAAAAUUUCAGGGGAUUACAAAGGCGGUUGAUUUGUUAAAUAAUGGCCUUCAUUAUAAAGAGCAAAGACAGAACGAAGAUGAAAAUUUACAAGCAAAUGACUCACAUCUUUCUAAAGCGAAUAAAGAAUUAUCAAAGUCUCCGUGUAUGAAAUUACAGGAGAAAUAUUUAAAAGAAUCUGACGAUGAUGAUAGUGAUUACUAUGACUAUAAGUGA
This is a messenger RNA of Vanessa atalanta (red admiral), 909 nucleotides long. RefSeq lists its product as uncharacterized. Lineage: Eukaryota; Metazoa; Arthropoda; Insecta; Lepidoptera; Nymphalidae. The record is from RefSeq and is a predicted model, not a curated record. The transcript is spliced from 3 exons. Bases 1 to 909 code for a protein of 302 amino acids.